This is a messenger RNA of Phycomyces blakesleeanus NRRL 1555(-), 675 nucleotides long. RefSeq lists its product as hypothetical. The transcript is spliced from 2 exons. Bases 1 to 675 code for a protein of 224 amino acids. The record is from RefSeq and is a predicted model, not a curated record. NCBI's taxonomy places the organism in Eukaryota, Fungi, Mucoromycota, Mucoromycetes, Mucorales, Phycomycetaceae.
AUGCAAUUUGUUGAAUCUGCAUGUCAUAUUUACUCACAGCCCUCACUAUUACUACUUGGUCGUUCCACAUUUCUUAUCACACUGAUUCUCUCUCGCAUGCAGCGUGUUCUUCAUGUCACUAUUGCUCAUAUCAAGUUCUUUGAUAAACUUGGGUCUAUUAUGCGUCAGUUCCUUCACCAGAAAAUUUUACCCAUGGCUAGUCUAGCCUCUCUCUGUUUUCCUUGGACACAAGACGAAUUGGGUAUAUUAAAUCCUCAAUUCCAAAUUCCAACAAAAGGCCUUUACCAUGCGAUGGUUAAAGCCCUCUAUAUAUCCACCAGCGUGUUGCUCCUUUUUCACUCCACGGAUACAACACAGUCUUCAUCCUGCCCAAACACACGGCGAUAUUCGACCACCUUUGUUGUUUCCACGUCUGCGACACCAUCAUUUUUUGUUCUGUCCACAAUGAAGCCCAUUCCGCGCAACUUCUCUUUUGUCACUUUUUUGUGCUAUAUGCCGCAACCCAUUCAAAGCUCUAACUUGCUUCUUUGCCACUCACCCCACGACAAUGGUGCACCUUUUGGUCAUUUCCUAUCCCUCACUCAUCUGAUAAUAUAUGGUAUCGAACUAUCCUCAAUACCCUCUCAUUCCAAAUCACCCUCUACCACCAUGCCUCUGCACUAUUUGACACUGUAG